Messenger RNA from Acaromyces ingoldii, 2676 nucleotides. RefSeq names its product protein serine/threonine phosphatase 2C. The transcript has 2 exons. Gene Ontology annotation, biological process: protein dephosphorylation. Bases 159 to 2318 code for a protein of 719 amino acids. The record is from RefSeq and is a predicted model, not a curated record. Gene Ontology annotation, molecular function: protein serine/threonine phosphatase activity. NCBI's taxonomy places the organism in Eukaryota, Fungi, Basidiomycota, Exobasidiomycetes, Exobasidiales, Cryptobasidiaceae.
GUCUUCUUUCUCCACGGCUCGGCCCCCCUCCUCCUCCUUCCCUUUCUCUCCCUAAAACCCCUCGCCAGGAGGACACGGCAGGCUGCCUCUUUCUGCCGCUUUCUUUCUCCCCUUCUCUCUCUCUUUCUUCUUCUCUCGUCCCUGCCAACCCAGGGGGCAUGGGUCCCUCUAGACGGCUCCUCGUUCUUGCGGGUCACGGCGUCAGUUCCAGCCCCAGCUCCUCCUCCACUCGUCUGGCCGCGUCGUUCGUCUCUGCUCGACGGUCUGUGACGACAAAGGGCGGGAGCGGGAGUACCUCGCAGACGGUUGCCUCCUCGAGCACGGCUUCGAGCAGCGCCGCAGGAGCAGGGACAGGCGCAGGCGCAGGAGGAGCAGCAGGCGUCGGCACCGCAGCGUCGGGCGGCCGAAGACCACCCAACGACCGGCAGCGUGCCCGGCGAGAGUGGUUCUUUGUCGGUGCCUCGGGCAGCGUCGCCGCCAUUGGGGCCUACUGGUACUGGCUCCGGCCUGACAAAAAGUCACCGUCAUCAUCGGCGCAGCGCUACUUCUCCAGCGCGCACCGCACCACCUUUUCGAUCCCUGUCCGCCAGAUUGACCGGGCGACGGGCACCAUGUCGGUCGGCUCCAAGAUCAUCACCUCGCUCACCGCCGACGAGGUGGACCAGCGGCUGACGGAGCACGAGGUGUCGACGCGCGUCGAGGGCAGCGCCGGGCCAUGCAUCGUCACGCGCUACGACACCAACAGCGUGGCGUCCAACGAGCCCAUCGAGGACAAGCGCGCCGAGGUCAUUGUCGAGCGGGACAACCAGCAGGGCCCGCGGGGAAACCUGAGCUUCUUUGCCAUCAUGGACGGCCAUGCAGGCUACCACACCAGCACGCUCCUCUCCCAGAAGCUCAUUGCAUUCGUCGCCCUCGAGCUGGAAAAGGUUAUUCGUGAGGCGGGCGAGUACGGCCAGAUCGCCCGGGCAAAGGCCGCCAUGCCCUCGAAGCUCUGGCGCAUCCUCUUUGGCGGGCCCGAGUCGUCGUCGUCGUCGUCGUCGUCAUCAUCAGGAAGCGUCAAUGCCGCUGGCUCGGGCCUCGACGGGGACCCCGAGAUUGUCAAGCGGGCUAUCAUCAAGGCCUUCAGGGGCCUGGACAAGGAGAUUGUCAACACGCCCGUCGAGCUGCUCAAGGAGUACGAGCUGUCGAGGAGCUCCAUCUCGAAUAGCAGCAGCAGUGGCAGUGGCAGUGGCAGUGGCGCCGCCCAGCACGGAGGAUCGACGCGGAGCCUGUCGUCGCUCGCCCACAGCAUCUUUCCCGUCUCGCCCUCGUCGUCGAGCAUGGACAGCGUGUCGACGGCGACGAAGCGGAGCGCCUACGAGACGAUGCUGCCUGCGCUGAGCGGCAGCUGUGCCCUCCUCACCUACGUCGACAGUGCCCGGGGCGACAUCUACGUUGCAUGCACUGGCGACAGCCGUGCCGUCGCGGGCUGGUGGGAUGCCGAUGCCCGGCGCUGGCACGUUGAGGCGCUCUCGAAGGACCAGACGGGCCGCAAUGCCGACGAGGCCAAGCGCAUGCGGUCCGAGCACCCCGCCUCGGAGGCCGACCACGUCAUCAUGCGCGGCCGUGUCCUCGGCGGCCUCGAGCCCACGCGCGCGUUUGGCGAUGCACGGUACAAGUGGGACAAGUCGCUGCAGGACCGCCUCUACGACGCCUUUUUGCCGCCUGCCGAGCGCGCCUCGAUCCGCGGCGCACCCCGCCACCUCCUCACGCCGCCCUACGUCACGGCCGAGCCCGUCGUCUCGUGGAAGCGGGUCGAUGCAGGAGCAUCCAAGAGCAGCCGGCAGCUCAAGUUCAUCGUCAUGGCCACCGAUGGUCUGUGGGACAUGAUGUCCAACGAGGAAGUCGUCGGCCUCGUCGCGGCUCAUCUCCAGGGCCAGCGCGGCACCCUCUCGGCCUCGGAGCUGCAGCAGCGCUGCUUUUCCUCUGCGCCGGCUGCACCGUCACUACCUGCCUCGUCUGCACCCGCACCGACGACAGCUGCACCUGCACCGACGGCGCCCUCGUCGCAGUCACAGGAGCACCCGCUCACAAAGGCAAAGGAGUCCCUCUACACGUUCCAGGACGACAACCUGUCGACGCACCUGGUCCGCAACGCACUCGGCGGCGGCAAUCGCGAGCGCGUCGCGGGUCUCCUCGCCAUCCCCGCCCCCGAGAGCAGGCGGUACCGUGACGACAUUACCGUCAAUGUCAUUCUCUUUGACACGGCGCCUGUUAAAGGUGCAGCAGAGGCGGCGGUGGCAGACAGGGACGAGGCACCGCCAAAGGCGAAGCUGUAACUAUUGACAUUUUCUUUCUGUUCUUUCUGAGCAACGACGAUCAUCUCCUGGAAGCCAUCCUCUUCUCUCGCGCGUUGACUUUCUGUCUGAGCCUGCACCGCCCUUCCCCUCUCGUCGAUGGACCGGCCUAAGACACUCGAGGCACGGAAGAGAAUCAUUAUUGACAGCACAACGUGAAGGAGAAGGUAGCGCUACUUUUCAGAAGAAGCUGGCCCAGCAGGACGACGCAGCGGCGGUCGGGGCAGGUAGCCGUUGCUGUCGCGGAGGAGCAUCGACUGGAGGCGGGUCGAAGCCUUGUAGGCGAGAAUGAUGAGAAAGGGGAGCGAAAAGAUAAAGAGCUUGCUGCCGAGGAGCCGAC